AUGCCAAUUUUAACUGCUAACUUGGUAAUCUGUGAAUUCCCUGGUUCUAAACUAAGAAGAAAAAAUGAAGCUGCGUCUUAUCGCCAUGUUAUGAAUCGGAAUGGUAGUAACUCUUCUGCUGCGUCCGAUGAGUAUCUCUCAAGGGCAGUUUACACUAGCAGGGACAGCGAGCGCUUCUUCGGCGAAUUUGAGGAUGUUGAAAGUGAGGCGGAAGAACAGCCAGGCGAGCUUGUUCCUCUUGGAUUAGGAAGAAGUCCCCGUGGUCAAAGACCAAGACAUAAUAGUAUCAACUCAACAUCAUUCCAUGAUUUUUACAAACUCAUGGAUGACCACCUUGGGUCUGGUGCUUAUGGAAGUGUCGCCACGUGUGUAUCCAAGUCCACUGGUAUUGAGUUUGCUGUGAAGGUUAUUAGCAAAGAGGAUGAGACGCACACAAGAUCUAGAAUACUGAGAGAAGUCAACACCUUGAAGUUGUGUAAGAAACAGCCAAACAUCGUCCAAUUAAUUGAGUGGUUUGAAGAUGACAAAGCAUUUUACAUGGUUUUCGAAAAGAUGCGAGGAGGUCCUCUCCUUCAGCAUAUUCUUCGUAAAGGCUACUUUACUGAGGAAGAAGCUCGAAUGGUGUCGAAAGAUAUUGCAUCUGCUCUCAAAUUUCUGCAUGACCAAGGGAUUGCGCAUCGUGAUGUCAAACCGGAAAACAUCUUAUGCACGAACCCACAUCGCGUUAGUCCCGUAAAGUUGUGCGAUCUGGACCUAGCUAGUCGUCCGAUUAGAGUGAAGGAUUCUCCUCCACGAAUGACUCAGGUCUCAAGUGAACCCAAUUUGGCAUCUCCUGUAGGAAGUGCUGAGUUUAUGGCUCCUGAGGUUGUUGAUACGUUCGUUGGGGAUCGUCUUAAAUACGACAAGAGAUGCGAUAUGUGGUCUCUGGGAGUUAUUUUGUAUAUUAUGUUGUGUGGAUACGCACCUUUCCAAGGGGAAUGCGAUGACGAUGACUGCGGUUGGAUGGAUGGACAGCCUUGUGAAGAAUGUCAGAGCUCUCUGUUUGCACGUAUUCAGAGAGGCGAGUACGAUUUUCCACAUGAUGAAUGGGGAAUGAUUAGUGAUGAGGCUAAGGAUUUGGUUACUCAUCUCCUUGUGAAAGACGUGAAGAAACGCUACACAGCUGAAGAAGUCUUGAAACAUCCAUGGCUUCAACAGAAUGCUCCAAUGACUUCUCUUCAAACACCAAACAACUUGUCAAGAAAUGAUUCUGCUAGAGAUGUCCAGUUGAUGACUGAACAUUUCAAUGUAAUGAAUCGUCUUGGAGGUAGACUUAGUUCAAGACACCAGUUAUCUUCUACCAGCGAAGAAGAAGUUCGUAAUAACAUUGAACUCGAUACAUCCAAGUUCAGCUUCGGUAGUCCAGGGCUAAGUUCUUCGGCAAUGUCCUCACUUCCUCUAUUCAUGAUUCCACCAGAUGAUCUCUGGGAUGCUGCUACGGAUGAAAUGAUUUAUCCAUCUCCUAUGUAUUCUCCAAAUCCUAAUAUGGACGAUGUUCCACCCAAUACAUCUACCAUAAAUUUAUUCGAUCGCCAAACUGCAGCGGGUUCUCGUGGAAGUAUGCCACGCUUCAAUUGUGGUUCAAUGUCGAAAGUAAAAGAAUUAGAAUCUUGCCAGACAGCUAUGGCUCGUCAAGAUUCUAAAGCCGAUCUCCAUCAAAUCUCUCGCGAGACUGAGGUCAACGUGUAA
Messenger RNA from Auanema sp. JU1783, 1728 nucleotides. The record is from the annotation of a GenBank genome assembly. NCBI's taxonomy places the organism in Eukaryota, Metazoa, Nematoda, Chromadorea, Rhabditida, Rhabditidae.